Messenger RNA from Purpureocillium takamizusanense, 1924 nucleotides. RefSeq lists its product as uncharacterized. NCBI's taxonomy places the organism in Eukaryota, Fungi, Ascomycota, Sordariomycetes, Hypocreales, Ophiocordycipitaceae. The record is from RefSeq and is a predicted model, not a curated record. The coding region runs from base 202 to 1626 and encodes 474 amino acids. The transcript is spliced from 4 exons.
CUCUCCCCCAGAUUAGAUGGGACCUCCCUCUACUACUGCUUCUACCUCAGCAGUCGACAACCUCCCACUCAGCCUCCUCCUUGCACCAAAACGCCGCCGCCGCCGUCGACAUCCAACUCCUCCCUUCGCGUCUCGUGGCCACUCUCCCUCCUGCUUCCUUUCCUACGUCGCGCGCAGAGAGACGCCCACAGUCGAGUGUCAAUGCUGCUCAGGACAAUCUGGCGCGGCGCCGCGCUGGCGGUUGCGGCCCUUGCGCCCGCCGUCGCCCGCGCCGCCGACGACGCCGACAACCCGCCCGGCCAGUCGACCUUUGUCUCGCCCGACGGCGACGUCGCCUUCGCCUUCACCGUCCCCGAGCACAACAACCUCGACGUCUACUUCAGCCUGCGCGUCUCUCUCGACGACGCCUGGGGCGGCGUCGGCCUCGGCAGCGACGACAUGAAGGGCGCCCUCUUCCUCCUCCUCUACCGCGACUCUGACACCAACGUGACCUUUUCCCCGCGCGUCGCCUACGGCAACUACGAGCCCGAGUUCUACCCCGACCUGCGCUACGAGGUGCUCAACGGCACCGGCGUCCGCGACGACGGCUACAUGUACUUCAACGCAAAGUGCAUAGAGCACUGCCGCAGCUGGCCCGCCCGCGACUCGGGCAGCGGCUACAUCGACGUCUCCUCCCCGAGCUCCAACGCCAUCUACGCCGUCGGCCCCCGUGAGCGCUUCCGAAGCUCCGACCAGCGCGCCAGCAUCAAGUUCCACCGCGAGUUCGGCGGCUUCACCAUCGACAUGCAGCACACCCAGGGCAGCGCCGACCUGCCCGUCCUCAACGCAAACUCCAAGAACGAGGGCGUCACCUUUGGCUGGCGCAAGACGGGCAAGGCCGACGUCAAGGCCGCUCUGCACGGCGCCUUCAUGGUCCUCUUCCUCGUCGUCCUCUUCCCCGUCGGCGUCGCCUUCCUGCGCCUCGGCCGCUGGGCCCGCUGGCACGCCGUCAACCAGACCGUCGCCAUGCUCGGCGUCUUUGCGGGCUUCGCUCUGGGCGUCGUCACGAGCUUCAACUACCAGAGGUCUCGCGGCUUCCGCCACUAUCACCAGAUCCUUGGCUUCAUCAUCGUCGCUUUCAUCAUCGGCCAGUUCGUCCUCGGCUUCCUCCACCACACCGAGUACCGCAAGACGCAGGCCCCCACCAAGUUUGGUAGGAUCCAUCUCUGGCUGGGCCGCAUCAUCAUCUUCUUUGGCAUCCUGAAUGCCUUCUUCGGCUUCUCCUUCGCCCUCGACAACAAGUACGGCAUGAUCCUCGCCGGCAUCAUCAUCUUCAUCGGCUUCGUCAUGCUCUUCUUCGUCUUCGGCCGCGGCUACCUCAACAAGAAGAAGCGCACGCAGCUCGCCGCCAACGGCCAGCCCGGCGCCAACACGAGCUACCAGCCGCACCCCUGGCGCCAGGACUACUACCCGGCGCCCCAGUCCAGCGGAAACCCCUCCGAUCCGCCGCCGGGCUACGAGCCGCCCUCGCAGCACAUUGGCCUGCAGCCCGUGCCGGCGAGGUCGACGUCGCCCUGGAGGAGCGCCGACAAGGACGACGACGAUCCGGGGCUGGGGAGCGCCCAACGGCCGCGGGAAUUCGCAUGAGUAUGCAUGAUGACGGUGGUGGUGGUGACACUCGGCAAAGCAGAAUCAAGCUUCGGGAAACGGUUUGACAACGAGGGAGCAAGCGAGUAUUGUUUCACAGCGGGGAGCGCGCACGCGAUAUGUCUUGUACUAUACUGUGUCUGUCUUUGGGUCAAUCUAGGCGUUAAUGUCAGUGUACAUGUAAGCCAGGCCUGAAAGUCCAUGUCUCUAAAAAGAAUAUGUCCCUCGAGGGUCUGUCCGUGUGUGAACGCGCCCUCUCGUCUAGCCACGUGCCCCGGCGGGCAUUUCUUCCUCUUCG